Molecule: messenger RNA, 3837 nt
Organism: Salvelinus fontinalis (brook trout)
Lineage: Eukaryota; Metazoa; Chordata; Actinopteri; Salmoniformes; Salmonidae
Product: protein piccolo-like
Exons: 10
Coding region: 149-3100 (983 amino acids)
Biological process (GO): protein localization to synapse; presynaptic active zone assembly
Cellular component (GO): cytoskeleton of presynaptic active zone; GABA-ergic synapse; axon
Molecular function (GO): protein binding; structural constituent of presynaptic active zone
Source: RefSeq, a predicted model, not a curated record
UUUUCUCCGCCAGGGCAAAAGCUCGUCGGGCAGCACACCAACUGGCACCGGCAAGAAGGUGAAGAGGACCCUCCCCAACCCGCCCUCGGAGGAGGAGGCAACAGCCGCCGGCCAGACAGCCAACAGCACAGGCUCGGCCCGCCGUCGCAUGUGCCGCAACACCAACAUGGCGAGGGCCAAGAUCCUGCAGGAUAUUGACCGUGAGCUGGACAUGGUGGAGCGUGAGUCGUCCAAGCUCCGCCACAAGCAGGCGGAGCUGGACGAAGAAGAGAAGGAGAUCGACGCCAAGCUACGCUACCUGGAGAUGGGCAUCAACCGCAGGAAAGACGCCCUCCUCAAGGAGAGGGAGAAGAGGGAGCGGGCCUACCUGCAGAGCGUGGCAGAGGAUCGUGACUACAUGUCAGACAGUGAGGUCAGCAAUAUCCGGGAGACACGGAGCGGCCGUGGCAGUGGAGAAGAUGAAGAGAUGGGAAGUCACGGGCUGGAGCGCCCCAGGACGGCACCCCAGUCAGAGCUGGAUGAUUUUGUGCCACCACAGACCACACACGAGGCCCAGUACGGCACGUACUCCCAGUACCAGUACCCACUGAGCCAGACGCUGUACCAGCAGCAGUCACUCUACCAGUCCCCCCAGCCCUACCAGUCUCAGUCCAUCUACUCCUCAGUCCCCUCCCUGGCUAGCUCCCAGCAGCAGAGCUACCACCAGAUGCUCCUUCUCCAGCAGAAGGCAGCCAGGCAGGCGGCCCUGAUCCAAGAGUUGGACGCGUCGUCAAAGUACGAAGUCAUCAGCCGACAGCCCGACCCCGUGUCCUCUGCCUACAUGGGAGGGGUCAGGUACGACAAGUACGGUAACCACUUGGACCUCCGGGCCCUGGAGGUGGGGGGCAGUAUGGCUGGCAGCCCCAUGUCCAACGUGUCGGCCGACUCCUUCUAUGGAGACGUGGAGCACCACCACCACAGUCCACGAAGCUACAUCCUCCUAGAAGAUGCGGCAGAGCUGGCCAAGAGCUCCACGUGUCUGGCUUCAUCCAGCUACGCCCAGGCCGAGAAGGAGCUGGCUAAGGCAGAAAGGCUGUUGCGAAGAAGUGCAGCCGACUUGACCUCCACCGACUACCUGGGCUCCAGCUCCAGGCUCCACUCCGGGUAUGGAAAGACCCCAGACGAUGAGGACUCCAUGGACGACCCCUACGAGCUGAAGCUCCUCAAGCAGCAGCUGAAGCAGGAGUUCCGGAGGAGCACAGGGGGAACAGAGAGCCUGGACCCGCUGACGGGUCUCUCCCACAACUACUACGGCACCCCCAGCUCGGGUGUCUCCUCCUCCCAGAGUUACUCCCAAAGACACUACCCCAAGACGGAGAAAUACAGCAUCAGCCGGCUGACCCUAGAGAAGCAGGCAGCCAAGCAGCUCCCAGCGUCCAUGCUGUACCAGAAGAACAAAGCCCCGCUGACCGACCCCAAAGUCUCCAAGUACUCCUCGAUGCAAGACAGCAGGAGUCUGGAGACAGACUAUACCAGCUAUUUAGGGUCCAGUAACGUUAGCGCCUCUCCCAGAUCCAGCCGGCUCCUUCAGGACGAGAUCACCUUUGGACUACGCAAGAACAUUGCAGAGCAGCAGAAGUACCUGGGCUCCACUUUGGGUGCCAACCUGGCUGGCUCGCUCAACUUCGGCCAGAGCCUGGCUUUGGACUCGACUUCCUACCCCAGUGGCAGCCGGUCACGGCCCUCUUCUAGGCCCAACUCCGUCUAUGGCCUGGAUCUCUCACUCAAACGGGACCCAUCCAGUUCCUCUUUGAGGCUCAAGGGGGACGGCGAGGCGGCCUCAGACAGCUACCAGAUGCCAUCAGGGCGUGCCAAGCCCACCAGCCUGCCCAUCGUGCAGGGCGGCCGGGGACGCAUCCCUAUCGUGGCACAGAACUCUGAGGAGGAGAGCCCGUUGAGUCCUGUGGGCCAACCUAUGGGCAUGGCGCGGGCUUCGGCGGGGCCCCUGCCACCCAUCUCGGCCGACUCACGGGACCAGUUUGGUUCGUGCCUCUCCCUGCAGGACUCCCAGCAGCAGCAGCACCUGAGGGACGAGCCAACGAGGGGACGGGGCUACGUCUUGAUGGACGACCUCCAGUGCACUAUGUCGGACGGUGAAGCCCUAAGUGACUCCAUGCUGGCACUGAACAGAGAUGAUCCCCGACAAUCACAUGAGAAUAUCCCAAACGCCUACCACCUACGGCGAGAGGAAACGGACUGGUUUGACAAACCACACGAGGGACGACCAGAGAACGGACAAGGGCCGGACAGGAGACAGGGGAAGGGUGUUUACUACCCCUUUCCUCACACCAGAGUCAAACUGCAGAGGGAUCCCAAGGACCGCAGCGUGUCAGGGAAUGGAUUGGGUAUCAGAGUGGUGGGAGGUAAAGAGGUUCCAGGGACCAACGGAGACAUCGGAGCCUACGUAGCUAAAGUCUUACCUGGAGGAGUUGCCCAACAGACUGGGAAGAUACUAGAGGGAAUGCAGGUGCUGGAGUGGAACGGGCUUCCUCUGACGGGGAAGACCUACGAGGAAGUGCAGGGGCUUGUGGUACAGCAGUGUGGCGAGGCAGAACUCUGCGUGAGACUAGAUCUGAACAUGCUGGCUGACUCUGAGGGCUCUCAGCACCUUGAUCUCCCUGACCAGAGCAAACCAGGUGACAGACCCCCCAGGUCUCCGGGGGUGGAUCCGAAGCAGCUGGCUGCAGAGCUACAGAAGGUGUCCCAGCAACAGGCUCCUCCACCUACCACCGCCACAUCCUCCUCCUCCAUGACGGGGGGAGAGAAAGGACCCCACUCUGCCAUCUCAGGCGCCGCCUCGGCCGCCUCUAGCGCCAUCCAGAGUCCGGGCCAGCCGGGGUCGCCCUCCGUCAGCAAGAAACGCCACAGCAGCAAGUCUGCGGACGCAGUGAAGACACAAUCCCACCCUGUUACUGGAGAGAUACAGCUUCAAAUCAACUAUGACAAGCAGCUGGGGAACCUGAUUGUUCACGUGCUCCAAGCCAGGAACCUGGCCCCCCGAGACAACAACGGCUACUCCGACCCCUUCGUCAAAGUCUACCUCCUACCUGGGAGGGGGUGAGUCUAUUGGAUACGCUAUGAGUAGGGUUUACAAAAUUCCCAGGUUUUCCAUAAAAUCCUGGCUGGAAGAUUCUUGGAGUCAGGAGAGAAUAAGCGUCUUAUACGGAGUCCUCCAAACCGGACUUCUGGAAAACUUGGGAAUUUUGGGAAACUUAACAGAAUUCUACUACCCUACCAAAGAGAGAAAGCUAGUCUCGAAUCGAAACUGAAUAUCACUCUUUUUUUUUACAUUGAAAUGAAAGUAUAUUCAGUUUAGUUUGCAGGCAGGCAGUGAGGAGUGGUAUUCCAUUUGGAUUCUAGACUAAAGCAGUGAGGAGUGGUAUUCCGUUUGGAUUCUAGACUAAAGCAGUGAGGAGUGGUAUUCCAUUUGGAUUCUAGACUAAAGCAGUGAGGAGUGGUAUUCCGUUUGGAUUCUAGACUAAAGCAGUGAGGAGUGGUAUUCCGUUUGGAUUCUAGACUAAAGCAGUGAGGAGUGGUAUUCCAUUUGGAUUCUAGACUAAAGCAGUGAGGAGUGGUAUUCCAUUUGGAUUCUAGACUAAAGCAGUGAGGAGUGGUAUUCCAUUUGGAUUCUAGACUAAAGCAGAGAGGAGUGGUAUUCCAUUUGGAUUCUAGACUAAAGCAGUGAGGAGUGGUAUUCCAUUUGGAUUCUAGACUAAAGCAGAGAGGAGUGGUAUUCCGUUUGGAUUCUAGACUAAAGCAGAGAGGAGUGGUAUUCCAUUUGGAUUCUAGACUAAAGCA